UACAGAAAGAUUCACGCGACAGGGUUGACAUUCAUUUUUGAAGAUGCUUAGCGUUGCCCUGGUGUGUGUGUGUGCGGUCGUCUGCGGACAGGUCAGCGGAGCGUCAGCCCGCACUGAUAACGGCAAUUUUCUUGACGACAAAUGGCUGACCGGACGAUGGGAUAAAUUUCGAGACGAGGUGGAGGAGCCGGGAACGUGGAAUCCUGGAAAACCCUUUGAUCAAGCUCUGGACCCUGCCAAAGAUCCAUGCCAGAAGAUCAAAUGUGGCCGUCAUAAAGUGUGUGUGGCAGAGGAUUAUCAAACUCCCACCUGUGUCAGUCAGCGCAGGGUUAGUUUUAAGGAUGUAAGUGUAAGGCCCUCGGUGAUGAAGUGUAAAAGGUGUCCUGUUGUUCACCCCGCACCUGUGUGUGGCACGGACGGUCACACUUACUCCACCAAGUGUAAACUGGACUAUCAGGCAUGCAUUUCAGGGAAGCAGAUUUCAGUUAAAUGUACAGGACAGUGUCCCUGCCCAACUCAGAUCACGCAGAACUCAGCCGAGAACAACGAAUGCACUGAUACAGAAAUUAAAGGAGUGGUAAGCAAGCUGAGAGACUGGUUCAAAGUGCUCUACGAAAAUGGAAACACAAACAAGAAGCUCAAGUUCCAAAGACCAGAGAAAAAGUUAGACAUGAGUAAACAGGCCAUCUGUAAGGAUUCACUGGGCUGGAUGUUCACUCGUUUGGACACAAACUUUGACCUGAUGCUGGACCAAUCAGAAUUGUCCAGUCUGUCACUGGAUAAGAGUGACCCCUGCACCAAAGCCUUCCUCCAGUCCUGUGACACCUUCCCUGACCAACUCAUCUCCAGCAACGAGUGGUGCUCCUGUUUCCAGAGACAGCAAGAUUCCCCCUGUCAAUCAGAGAUCGCCAGCAUCAACACACAACAGGCCGGGAAAAAACUACUGGGUCAGUACAUCCCAGCGUGUGAUGAGGAUGGUUUUUAUAAAACACAUCAGUGCCAUGGCAGCAGUGGACAGUGCUGGUGUGUUGAUCGCUAUGGAAACGAGGUCGCAGGGUCACGCACUCAUGGUCCAGCCAACUGUGGUUCCCUGAUAGAAUCUUCCGGAGACUUCGGCAGCGGAGACGCUUUGCUCUCUGACGACGAAGACUCCGACUUUCUGAACGACGAAGAGGAGGCCGGCGACGACGACGACUACGACGAGUAUGAUGAAGAUGACGAUGAGGACGGAGGAUACCUGUCGUAAUAACGAAACAGAAAUGAAAGAAAGAAAGAAAAAAAGAAAGAGAGAGAGGGGGCUCAAAAGAAAAGACACUUUUAUUUUUGGUCAAAAUGCACGCGUCUAAGCCACAACAGCAGGCUGGGAAGUGUACUAACCUUUACUAACACGACUCACCCCUGGGUCUGUCUCUCUCUCACUGUCCGUCAUCUCCACAGAUUAAAUCCCAGUGCUCCCGCUAAUCUCAUUUCCAUGUUCUGUUCUGCCGUUUUGAUCAAAGGUAAAAGUAGGUAAUUGUCGUC
Molecule: messenger RNA, 1521 nt
Organism: Chanos chanos (milkfish)
Lineage: Eukaryota; Metazoa; Chordata; Actinopteri; Gonorynchiformes; Chanidae
Gene: spock3
Product: SPARC (osteonectin), cwcv and kazal like domains proteoglycan 3
Exons: 12
Coding region: 44-1246 (400 amino acids)
Biological process (GO): anatomical structure development
Molecular function (GO): extracellular matrix binding; calcium ion binding; collagen binding
Source: RefSeq, a predicted model, not a curated record